AUGGCUGUCAAGGUGUCUUAUCUGAUCGUCGAUGUAACACUUGUGUUCCUUCAACUGGUUGUGAUCAUCUGCAAUGGAUUCAUUCUCUUCUUAUUCAUCAGCCCAUAUUACGUAUUGAUCGCUAGCACUCCACUGAUUAUUCAGUUGAAGAUUAACCUCACCUUAACCAUAUCUAUUGCUGUGGAGAGAAUUCUGGCAUUGUCUUUCCCAGUCACGUUCCGUAACCUGCCGUUUCGCUCUUGUGCUGUGAUAUGUUUGUUGUUUGGGUUAUUAUUGGCGGCCGUGGAUCUCAUCCUGGAAUUCUCACUGUCAUCAUUCAACAGAGCUCCCAACUGCGGGUCUAUUGGAUGUUUUUUAUGUGACAACUUUCGCCACUAUUGGGGAAUCAGCAAUAUGGUAAUGGGUAUUAUAGCAAUUAUUCUGACGACAUUAAUCCUGUUGAGCCUAAGAGCUAUUCAACGAAAGCCACAAGCACCAGGAGUUGUGAGGUCGGGAGACAGCAGAAUCAAACAGGCAAAUCGUACUACUGCUGGUGUCCUACUUACUUCUUUGAUAUUUGUGACUUUUCCAAGCAUCGGCGCUGGCUUAGUUGAAAUGAUCGGCUUCUCUGUUUUCAAAGCUGUUGGCUCUUUCUACAUUUUUGGCUUGCUCUGCGCAGGUGUGUUUAACGGUGUUAUCUUCCUCGCUCUGAACAAGGAAAUUCGAAUAACGGCAAGGAAAUAUAUCACUUGCAAAGUGCACUCGCAUACCAUUACUGUGUCGAACCCCAGAAUUUUCUCGAUAGUUAGAAGAUAA
Molecule: messenger RNA, 795 nt
Organism: Angiostrongylus costaricensis
Lineage: Eukaryota; Metazoa; Nematoda; Chromadorea; Rhabditida; Metastrongylidae
Source: the annotation of a GenBank genome assembly